ACAGACCAAACGGAACCGCAAACCGAACAGGAGGAACAGGAAGAGGAAUUCGUCGACUAUGCGGAGGAGGAUCUGGCCACCUUGGUCGGUUAUGUCAAAGACAUGACCACGCUUUACGACCUGAGACAGUCCGAUUGGAACCAGACUGUCGAGGAGUGCAUAAAGGAAUGGCUGCAGCACAAGAAGCUGCCGUUGCUGUCCAUCUAUUUCGACGAACGUAACCUGUGUGCCACUUUGGGGGUGCCCACCACUCGCAUCGUCGACAUGAUGUACUUCGCCAGGGAACCCGGAGAAGUGUUCGACGUUCACACCUUCCACGACGUGGUGGUGUUUGGCCUACUCGAUAGUGACAUAGAAGGGGCCAUCCUGCACACAAUAAGCAACGUUUAUCUGCCGGUCUUCUUGGAGACCACGAGAUGGCCUAACAGUGUUCGUAAUUAUCUCUACUACUCCAUGCACAUGUUCCUGGCGAAGCUGACAGACGUGCGUCACAAGCAGUGCGGCGCCACCGUCCUCUACGUACCCAGGGAGGUGCAGGACAUAACGGCCGAAGACGCCAUACAAGAUCGAGAGCUGAUCAAACGUCUGGAGGCCAUCGUUGUGUACUGGACCAAACAAAUCAGGGUCGGAAUCCAAGAACAAAGCCAAUCGUCCAGCACCGACCUACGUACCAUCAUGGACGAGUACGAGGCCUGGAAGUUCAGAUACCAGAACCUGUUGGGGGUGCAGUACCAAAUCGACGACGCCUCAGUCAAACACAUCUGCGACAUCCUGGUGAUGGUGCAAUCGACCUACGUGCGUCAGUUCAUGAUCCUGCUGGAGGAGAUCAAAAGUAACAUCCAAGAGGCCAAGUCCAACAUUGAUUUCCUGCGCGUGUUGGAGAAGCCGAUCGCCGAACUGAAGGAACAGACCCAUCCGAAAGACAUACCCUCCAAUCUGGUCAAAAUUCUGCAGCUCAUCCGAUACAUUUGGCUCAAAAGCCCUUACUACAACACCCACGAAAGGAUCUCGUUGCUGUGCAAGGCCCUCAGCAAUCAAAUCAUAGCUCAGUGCACCCACUAUCUAAAUCUGGACAUCAUUUUCGACGAGAAGAAGACUAGGCUGGGCAUUAAGAUGUUGGAGGAGGUCAUCGAGUGCAUGUCGCAGUACAUCAAGGCCUACGUCCUGGUUAGUGAGAGUCACAUAAAACACGGAGAUAAGCCUUGGAACCUGACGAAGGCGCCGAUCUUCAACCACAUCGACUCGUACAUCCAGCGUUGCAGGGACGUGUUGGAAAUAUGCGACGCCAUGAUCGUUUUCGGGCGCUACGACGAAACCGAGAACAUCCCGUUCCCUCAGUUCAUAGGUUCCAAAGGGCCGGAGUUCGACAGUUGGGUGCGCAGGAUAGAGAAGAUGUUCGACGACGUGCUGCGCCAGGUGAUGAAGGUGAAGCACAGGAUUUUGGACGUGCAAGCUGUGGAAUGGUACGAGGACAUACUCAAAUUCAGGACCAAGACCAAGGACAUCGAAGUGGUGGUGGAGAAUUUGGCCAAUGCGGUUUUUCACGAUGUCGCCAACUUGGAGGAUGGGAUUUUGUAUUUGGCCUGUUUGUACAACUACUCGAAGAAGAAGUCGCUGCAGCUGUUGUUCGAGCAGAAGACGGCACAGAUUUACAAGAUGUUCUACAAGGAGGUGCAGGACUGCAAGGAGGAAAUUGCCCAGGACAACAUCAGGUACAUGGCUAUUAGUCCGAUUCAUGCGGGCAAAGCUCUGAUGAUCAAGAUGAAGCAGAAGCGAUUGAUGAACCUGAAAAAGAUGUUCGAUGAUGCCGGAUGGUUGAUGCCGUGCAGCAUUUCCAAAGAGAUUUUCGGACAUUACUUCAAGCUUCUGGAGUCGAUGCAGGAAAAGAUAUUGUUUUUGUACAAAAAAUGGGUGGCCAGUACUGGAGAAGAUGUGAUUUCCAGACUCAACAGACCUUUGAUGUGCAGGAGUCGCAUGAAGCCAGGUCUUUUGGAGUGCAACAUUGACAGAUCUUUGCUGAAGAUUUUUCGAGAGACCAAAAUUUUUAAUGAAGCUUUAGACUUUGAGGUCCCCUUUCACAUUAAAGGGCUGUACCAAAAGGCGAAAACCAUACUUUUUGUCUACGAAAGUGUUUUGACUGUUGUUCUGGAUUACAACAGAGUGAUUUCCAGUUUAUCGGACGAAGAAAGGCUACUAUUUAAACCUUUAAUCACUGCUGUUGAAAGGAAAAUAUCUCCAGGUCUUACAAAAUUAACUUGGUCGUUUGAUGUGGUUGAUGAAUACAUUGCUGACUGCUGUAACAACACUGCAGAGCUUCAAGCAGUCGUGGACGACUACAAGAACUGCAACAUGAAAAUUAUUAGUAUCUGCGAGAAGAUUUGUGACUCCCCACUGAUCAUCAUCACUCCCAACCACAAAUUUGAGCUGGAGGAGUUUGUGGACCACCUCAGCAAAUGCAUGGCGGAACAGAUUAACGUCAUCAUAGGCUAUUUUAAGGAAAUAAUCCAAUUUUUGGUGGUGGUGUAUGAAGGCUUCGAGUUUCACAUGCAACAGAUGUGCGAACAAUGGAUUAGGUACAUAAACAAUUUCGAUAGCUUGUUUGAGGAAGCUUUGAAGACUUGUUGUAAAAACUCCCUUCAACACGUCUUCGAGAAGCUUCACGGCGAAGAAAACAUGGGACCAACCGCAAUAGCUAAGACCAAAAUCAAUUUGACCAAAAACGUGAUAACGUUCACUCCUUCAAUCUCGGAGAUAGCAAGAGUGAUGGCAAACUUCCACAACUCCUUGGUUCAAGUUUUGAGACAAAUUCCCAGAUUGAACGACAAGUUCCACGUAGCAAACGUAGAAACUCCUCCAUUUAGUUACAUCAUCGAGACUGAUCCAGCUUGCUGCAACCUACAAAAUAAAAUCAAUCAAGAGGUGAUGAUAAACGUGGAGAAGAUCAGAGAGUACUUGAAGGUCUGGGAUCCGUUUAAGCCAUUGUGGGAAAUUGACAAGGCCAAGUUUAUUGUGAGAUUUGCUGCCUCCAAUCCAUCAGCAAUUGUCUAUGACUCAAACAUUCAAAGAUAUGGAGAAAUCGCCAAUGACGUUCAAAUUCAGGAGUCAGUGGUCUCCAUUCAUUUCCUUUUGAUCAACUGCAACGACUUCAAGAAGUCUUUAAUCGACCACAUAAUCGAAUGGGAGGAAGUUCUGGCCCAGAAACUGACCGAAACCAUCCUUACUACUAUCCAUCACCUCAUUGCUUACAUCCAGCAUAGUUCUGAAGUGAUUAUGAAGCCUCCAGAGUCUAUUGCCCAGAUGCAGGAGUCAUUGAUGUACUACGACAUGUUGAGGAUUGAAGUACCGGAGAAGGAGGAAAUGUUCCCCGCCCUCAGAGAUCAAAUAGCAGUUUUGGACAAGUACGGUUUCACCUACACGGAUGAGAUUAAAAACGGCCCCGGUAAAAUUCAGUCCAUGUGGGCCGAGUAUUUGCUAUUGUUGGAUGAAGCUGAGAAACUUCUUAACUAUUACAAGCAAGAGUUCAAGACGCAGCUGUUGGAGGAAACGGACCAGCUGAAACAAGAAGGCCAUCAAAUGAUGGAGGAAUUCACCAAAGCCGGUCCAUUUAAUUCUGACUGGUCGCCGAAAAUGGCGCUAGCCUACAUUGCAGAUUUGAAGGAGCAGCUCGCCAGGAUGAAGGAGAAGGAAGAUGAUUUAAGGGCCAAUCUAGCUUUGUUCGGCUUCAGCCUGCCUGAAAAUGAGGAACUGAAGACUUUGGAAAAGGAGCUCCAAAUGAUUGAGCUGGUUUGGCUUUUGGCUGAUGAAUGGGAAAACGCUUGGGAAAAGUACAAGUCGGGGGAGUUUUGGGAAAUUGAAACGGCUGAAAUGGAGGAAACAGCCCAAAAUUUGUUCAGGAAACUAACGAAACUUGCCCAACAACUGAAAGACAAAGGGUGGACCAUCGUAGAAGACACCAGAGCUAAAGUGGACGCAUUCCGACGCACUUUACCCUUGAUUGGAGCCUUGAAGAACCCGGCGAUGAGACCCAGACAUUGGGACCAAGUCAGAGAACUGGUUGGCAUUGAUUUCGACGAGAACUCCAAGGAGUUCAACCUUGAAGCAAUAGCUUCCCUUAAAAUGCACAAUUUUGUUGACGAAAUCACUGACAUCUCCAACGCUGCCACCAUGGAGCUUCAAAUCGAAAACGGACUGAAGGCAAUUGCGGAGUUUUGGAGGAACAUGCUGCUAGAGAUGAUUCCGUACAAAGAUCAAGGCGUAUACAAGAUCAAAACGGUGGACGAGAUAUUUCAGGCGUUGGAAGAGAACAUGUCGCAGAUAUCGGCGAUGAAGGCCACCAGAUUCGUGCAGCCGUUCAUUCGGGAGGUGGAGUAUUGGGAAAAAACAUUAUCGUACAUCAUGGAAACUUUGGAAGCAGCCUUGAACGUUCAAAAAAUUUGGAUUUACCUGGAGGUGAUAUUCUACGGUGAAGACAUCCGAAAGCAGUUGCCCAAAGAGGCGGACAACUUCAACAGGAUAACGGACGAUUGGAAGACCAUCACCUCGUACAUGUCUUACGCCAAGAAGGUACUGAAGGCGACGCAUUUCCGACCGGCGCCUUACCUGCUGAACAAACUGAACCAGAUGAGCGCCAAGUUGGAUAACAUUCAACGUGAGUUGGAGAAGUAUUUGGAGACCAAGAGGAACAUCUUUCCUCGCUUUUACUUCAUCUCCAACGACGACAUGCUGGAAAUUUUGGGCAACUCUAAAAAGCCUGAGAUGAUACAACCGCACUUGAAGAAGCUGUUCGACAACCUCUGCAAACUUAAAGUGGAGAAAAACAUUGGGUCCAAUAAAAUUGAGGCAUUAGGGAUGUUCUCAGACGACGGGGAGUACGUGGAGUUCAUCCAUCCAAUUAUAAUACAAGGAAGCGUGGAGAACUGGCUGUUGGAAGUGGAGGGUGCAAUGAGGGCAAUAUUGAAACAAGAGUUUAAGCCAGUUAGGCAACAGCUGAAGAAAAUGUUGAACAAAAGAGACAAAUGGUUGUUGAGUAACAUUGGGCAAAUAUGCAACGCCUGCAGUUUGAUUCAAUGGACAACCGAUUGUACCAGAGCAAUUGUACAUGCCAGCAUGUUGGACAGUAAGAAGCCUUUGAAGAGGCUAAGGAGGAAACAGACGGGAGUUUUGAGCAAGCUGAGCGAACUUAGCAGGCAAAAUUUGACAAAGAUCCAAAGGCUGAAGGCGAACGCCUUGAUCACCAUCGAAAUUCAUUCCAGGGACGUGAUUGAUCGUCUCUACAAAGCCAACGUAAGAGAUGCCAACUCUUUUGAGUGGUUCUCUCAGUUGAGGUUUAUGUGGGAACGUGACUCAGAAGAGUGCGUCAUCAGACAGACCAACACUGAAUUCAGAUACGGUUACGAGUACAACGGCAACUCCGGAAGGCUUGUGAUUACUCCUUUAACCGAUAGGUGCUACAUAACUUUGACAACAGCCUUGCACUUGUUCCGUGGGGGAAGCCCCAAAGGACCGGCAGGCACGGGCAAAACGGAAACCGUAAAGGACUUGGGAAAGGCGAUGGGAAUGUGGGUGAUCGUCACCAAUUGCUCCGAAGGCUUGGACUACAAAAGCAUGGGCAAGUGCUUCUCCGGUCUGGCUCAGACCGGUGCCUGGGGUUGUUUCGACGAGUUCAACCGCAUCAACAUCGAAGUGCUGUCGGUGGUGGCGCAGCAAAUUUUGUCCAUCCUCCAAGCUGUGUCGUUCAAGAAGCGACUGUUCGUGUUCGAAGGUACCGAAAUCAAACUGAAGCUAACUUGCGGCAUCUUCAUCACGAUGAAUCCCGGUUACGCGGGAAGGACUGAGCUGCCCGACAAUCUGAAGUCCAUGUUCCGUCCAAUCUCCAUGAUGGUACCGGACAGUAACAUCAUCGCCGAGAACAUCCUCUUCAGCGACGGCUUCCAAAACACCAAGGUGUUGGCCAAGAAGGUUUACACGUUGUACCAACUUGCCAUACAACAACUGAGCAAGCAAGACCACUAUGACUUUGGGCUGAGGUCAAUGGUGGCGCUUUUGAGGUAUGCUGGGAGGAAGAGGAGACUACUGACGGCGGUACCUGAGGAGCAAGUUGUAUAUCUGGCCAUGAGGGACAUGAAUAUUGCCAGAUUAACCGCUGCCGACGUGCCUUUAUUCAACGGCAUUAUGUCUGACAUCUUCCCUGGCGUCAGCAUUCCUUUAAUCGAUUACAUAGAAAUGAACAACGCCAUCGUUGAUUACAUGACCGAAUCCAAUCUUCAACCAAUCAAAACAGCCAUCAACAAAGUAAUCCAGUUGUACGAGACGAAAAGUUCCCGCCACUCCGUGAUGAUCUUGGGCAAGACUGGAACUGCCAAAACUACCACAUGGAGGACGUUACAAAACGCCAUGAAGAAGCUUUCAGAGAAGAACCCCGGUUUCCAAAAGGUAUUCGAAUAUCCAAUAAACCCCAAAGCUUUAAACCUGGGGGAACUCUACGGGGAAUAUAAUUUGGCAACUGGUGAAUGGUUAGAUGGGGUGAUCAGUGCUGUCAUGAGGCAAACCUGCUCCGAGGAGACGCCGUCAGAGAAGUGGAUCCUUUUCGACGGACCUGUAGACGCAGUAUGGAUAGAAAACAUGAACAGCGUCAUGGAUGACAACAAGGUGCUGACCCUCAUCAACAGCGAUCGAAUUACAAUGCCGGAACAAGUCUCCUUGCUGUUUGAAGUGGAAGAUUUGGCCGUUGCGUCUCCUGCUACCGUCAGCAGAUGUGGCAUGGUCUAUCACGACUACAGAGACUGGGGAUGGAAGCCUUACGUCGAGUCUUGGUUGAACUCCCAGUCGGAAAAGGGGGAAAUCUUUAAGACAACUAUGAAGGAGUUCUUUGAGUUUUACCUGCACAACAUCUUGGAGUUCAAGCGGUUGCACUGCGAGGAAGCUGUAGUUUGCCCCGAGAUCAACGUGGUGAAGUCGCUGUGCAAACUUCUGAACAUAUUCGGGAGGAAGAAGUACGGGCUGGAUCCCAACAUUGAAGAACGCUAUUGGGAAAUCGCCAAAGCUUGGUUCCUCUUCUGUCUAAUUUGGUCUGUGGCUUGUACCACCAAUGAGGAGGGCCGCAAAAAGAUGGACAAUUACAUUCGUGAAAAGGACGGAUCAUUUCCAGUCCAAGACAGCGUUUAUGAGUACUACGUGGACCAAAUCAACGGUACUUUCUUGCACUGGGACAACAAGUUGCCUCCAAAUUGGAAAUACGAUGAUGAUGCCCCAUUUUACAAAAUAAUGGUGCCCACCAUCGACACAUUAAGAUACCAGUACUUGAUCAGCGCCCUUUUGUAUGACGGUAAACCGGUACUGCUAACAGGAACAAUCGGUACCGGAAAAACGUCAUCCGCCCACUCAGUCCUCCAAAUGUUCGAUCCGGCUAAGUAUUCAGUGUGCGUGGUAAACAUGUCUGCGCAGACCUCGUCUUUGAACCUCCAGGAAGCCAUAGAAGCACGCUUGGAGAAACGAACCAAAGGGGUAUUCGUGCCCAUCGGUAACAAGAACAUGAUCACCUUCCUGGACGACAUGAAUAUGCCGGCUAAGGAGACGUAUGGGUCGCAGCCUCCUUUGGAGCUGCUUCGUCAGUUGUUGGAUUAUGGAUUUUGGUACAACAGGCAGUACCAGACCAGGACUUACGUCAUGCAAAUGAACGUUUUGGCUGCGAUGGGUCCUCCAGGAGGUGGAAGGAAUGUUAUUACUGAAAGGUUGUUGAAUAUGUUCAAUGUGUUUUACAUGACGUUCCCCAAUGACGAAACCAUUGAAAGGAUAUUCGGAAGGAUGCUGCAGCAACACCUCAACGCCUUUGGCGAAGAUAUGAAGAUGAUUGGGAACAAGAUAACCAAGAUGACGAUUAACCUUUAUGCACAUGUCAUACAGAAACUACUACCAACUCCUACAAAGAUCCAUUACAUGUUCAAUUUGAGGGACAUUUCCAAAAUUUUCCAAGGUUUGUUGAGGAGUCACAAAGACUAUCAGAACAACAAACCUUCGAUACUAAGACUGUGGAUUCAUGAGACUUUCAGAAUAUUCUUUGACAGACUAAUAGACGAUAAGGAUAGAGAAUGGUUUUAUGAACAAGUUAACACACAGCUGGGAGCUUCCUUCGAAUUAACCCUUCACAGCCUGUGUCCUCAACGAAUCAUACCAAUUUUCGCAGACUUCAUCAACCCUUACAGCGUCUACGAAGACAUAGUAGAUAACGCAGUCUUAAGGAAAUACUUGGACAACCAACUGGAGGAGUACAACGCUUCACCUGGAGUUGUAAGAAUGAACUUGGUGCUCUUCCAGGAUGCCAUGCAACAUGUCACCAGAGUUGUCAGAGUUAUUUCACAACCAAGAGGACACAUGCUCCUAGUCGGAAUUGGUGGAAGCGGAAGACAGUCUUUGGCACGUCUGGCGUCGUACAUCUGCGAGUAUUCCGUCUUCUCAAUACAACUGAAAAAGCAGUACAGAGUGCAAGAAUUCAAGGAAGACUUGAAGACCCUGUACAACACUUCAGGCGUGCUAAACAAAGCUACGACCUUCCUCUUCAACGACACCCAAAUAGCUGACGAGUCGUUCUUGGAAAUCGUCAACAACAUGUUGAGCACGGGCGAGGUCGCCAACUUGUACAAACCGGAGGAGUUCGAGGAGGUCAAGGGUAAAAUGGAGAAGGACGCCACCAAAGCGGGGAUUGUGUCCAGCAACAACGAAGACAUGUACUCGUUUUUGAUCGAAAGAGUCAGAUCGAACAUGCACGUGGUACUUUGCAUGAGUCCGAUUGGUGAGAGCUUCCGCAACAGGCUGAGGAAGUAUCCGGCUUUGGUGAACUGCACGACCAUCGAUUGGUUCACGGAGUGGCCUAAAGAGGCUUUAUUGGAGGUCGCCAAUAAAUAUAUCGAAGACGUUAAUUUUGUAGCCACCAUUACCGGAAAAACUAUUGAAAAACGACGAGGUUCAGUUCUGGUGUCCAGUCAAGAUAAACUAAGGGAAUCCACGGCUAAAACGAUGAGUGUUAUACACAGUUCUGUAAUUGAGUACUCAAGAAAAAUGGUAACCGAAAUGAAACGGUACAACUACGUCACACCCACCAACUAUCUGGAGUUGGUGGCAGGUUUUAAAGGCAUGUUAGCCGAAAAGAGACUAACAACAUCAACGGACGCCAACAAGCUGCGCAACGGUCUUUGGAAAAUUGACGACUGCAGAGAAAAAGUCAAAACCAUGUCCGUAGAAUUGGAGGAGGCGCAGGUUAAAGUGGCAGAAUUCCAGCAGCAGUGCGACGAGUAUUUGGUCAUCAUCGUCGCUCAAAGGAAAGAAGCUGACGAACAACAAAAGGAAGUCACAAUUAAAAGCAUCAAAAUUGGUGAAGAAGAGGUUGAAUGCAAAAAGAUGGCGGAGAUCGCCCAGGCAGAUUUGGAUGAAGCUAUGCCGGCGUUGAACGAAGCUAUUGCUGCGUUGGAUGCUUUGAGCAAGAAGGACAUUAGUGAGAUGAAGUCGUACUCUUCACCUCCUCAAAAAGUACGAAUGGUUAUGGAGGCUGUUUGUAUACUCAAAGGGGUAGACAUAUCUUGGGACUCAGCCAAGAAAUUACUCGGAGAGUUAGACUUUUUGAAGGCGUUGAAGGAGUUCGACAGGAACCACAUAAGUGAAAAGACUCUGAAAAGAAUUGCCGGUUAUACAUCCAACGAAGAGUUCGUACCGGAUAAAGUCGGACUUGUGUCUUUUGCAGCUAAAUCUUUGUGCAUGUGGGUGAUUGCCAUAGAAAAAUAUGCCAAAGUUUGGAAAAUCGUUGGUCCAAAACAGGCACGUCUGGAAGAAGCAAUGGAAUCUCUGGCUGAAAAACAGAGAAUGUUGGCGGAAGCACAACAAAAAUUAGCUGAAAUCAACGCCACCCUUGAAAAACUCCAAAAAGAAUACGAUGAAAAGCUUGCACUCAAAGAGGAACUAACCAGAAAGGCUGAAAUGUUGAAACUCAAACUGGAACGAGCUGCGAUGUUGGUGGAGUGUCUUUCCGGUGAACGAGAGCGUUGGACUGAAACUGUAGCGGUCUUAGAUAACGUUUUUGAUCGUCUUCCUGGUGAUUGUUUGUUGGCUACUGCUUUUAUCUCUUACCUGGGUCCAUUUGUCACCAACUACAGAGAGGAACUGUUAACCAUUUGGAUUGAUGGGGUGAAUGAAGAAGAGAUUCCAUAUUCACCCAACUUCAACGUGAUACAUUUCCUAACUGAUCCUACAACAAUAAGGGAAUGGAACAUCUUCGGGCUGCCUCAGGACUCUUUCAGCACAGAAAACGGCAUAAUAGUAACGAGAGGUACGAGAUGGCCUUUGGUCAUCGACCCACAAAUCCAAGCAGCCAAAUGGAUCAAAGCCAUGGAAGAACAGAACAAUUUGGAGGUGGUGGACUUCGAAGUGCCCGACUACAUUAAAAUAAUAAUGAGGGCUGUACAAAUGGGAACUCCCAUACUCAUCCAGAAUAUUGCUGAGUCAAUCGAUCCUUCCAUUGAACCAAUUGUUUCGAAACAAAUUGUGAGGCAAGGCGGUGAUGAUUUAAUGACAAUAGACGACACUCCCGUCUCCUACAAUUAUAAUUUCCGUUUCUUCAUGACGACCAAAUUGGUUAACCCUCACUAUCCUCCGGAAAUCUCCACCAAAACUACUUUGGUCAACUUUGCUGUUAAGGAAGUGGGUCUUCAGAACCAGCUGUUGGGCAUCGUCGUGAGGAAAGAGAAGCCGGAAUUGGAGGAACAGAAGGACGAGAUGGUGAUGACCAUCGCCAAAGGCAAAAGAUCAUUGGUGGACUUGGAAAAUGAGUUGCUGAGACUGUUGAACGAAACCAGAGGCGAGAUUUUAGAAGAUGUCGAACUGUUCAACAACCUGCAAACUUCCAAAGCCACCGCUGCAGAGGUUAAGAGUAGUUUGGAGGCGUCCGAGAAGACUGAAAUACAAAUUGAUCUGGCCCGAAUGGGUUAUCAACCGAGCGCCAAAAGGGCAGCCAUUUUGUAUUUUGUUUUGUAUGACUUGGGACGAAUUGAUCCAAUGUAUCAGUUCUCGUUGGACGCAUAUAUCUACUUGUUUAUUAACUCCAUAAUGAAAAGCAAAAAGAGCAACAAUUUGGCGGAAAGGAUUUACUCCUUGAACGAAUAUCACACCUACGCAGUUUACAAGAACACAUGUAGGGCUUUGUUUGAGCACCACAAAUUGAUGUUCUCGUUUCACAUGUGUGUGAAGAUUCUGGAGGCUCAAGGCAAGAUUCUCAGCCACGAGUACCAAUUUUUGCUCAAAGGUGGAAUUGUUUUGGAUCGUGCCAAUCAAAUCGACAAGCCCAGUGUUUGGUUGAGCGAUGAAGCUUGGGACAACAUCACAGAACUGGACAAGAUCCAAGGUUUCCACGGGAUCAUCGACACCUUCGAGCAGUACCCAAGAGAUUGGUACAUGUGGUACAUAAACACUGAGCCAGAACAAACUCCUUUAGUUGCUGAAUGGAACGACAUCUGCAAUGAGUUUCAAAAGAUGUUGUUCGUGAGAUCCUUGCGGCAAGACAGAGUGUCGUUUUGCAUCGCCAAUUUCGUCAUCAAUCAGCUCGGGCCCACUUUUGUGGAACCUCCAGUGUUAGACAUCAAAUCCGUGUUGGAGGAAUCCGUUCCCCAAACACCCUUGAUCUUCGUACUAUCACCUGGAGUCGACCCAACUAGCAGCCUCUUACAAUUGGCUCAGGGUUGCGGAAUGAUGACCAAGUUCCACUCGUGCAGCUUGGGACAGGGACAAGCACCUGUUGCCACAAGGUUGUUGCAAGGAGGAGUGAAAGAUGGCCACUGGGUAUUCUUGGCCAACUGUCACUUGUCUUUGAGCUGGAUGCCCAAACUGGACAAAAUCGUGGACACGUUGCAAAGCGGGAAGGUGCACAAGAACUUCAGAUUGUGGCUCAGUUCCAGCCCCCACCCGGACUUCCCCAUUUCGAUUUUGCAGGUCGCCAUCAAAAUGACCACUGAACCACCCAAGGGAAUAAAAGCUAAUUUGAGAAGACUGUACCAGAUCGUCACCGAAGAUCAAUUCAACAAGUGCAAGUCGAAGGAAAAGUACAAGAAGUUAUUAUUUUGUUUGUGUUUCUUUCAUUCGAUACUGUUGGAAAGGAAGAAGUUCCAACAAUUGGGGUGGAAUGUGGUUUACAGCUUCAACGAUUCAGAUUUUGAAGUUUCAGAGAACCUUCUGGCUAUUUACCUCGAUGAGUACGAAAACAGCACCCCUUGGGAUGCCCUAAAAUAUUUAAUUGCUGGCGUCAAUUAUGGAGGGCACGUAACCGACGACUGGGACAGAAGAUUACUAUUGACUUACAUCGGUCAAUACUUAUCAGAUAAUUCUCUUCAGAUUCCUUAUCACAGACUUUCUUCAUUGGCAACCUAUUACAUCCCCAAAGAUGGAUCAAUUCAAUCAUAUUUAGAUUAUAUAACAUUGUUACCGAAUGUAGAUCGUCCCGAAGCUUUUGGACAACAUCCUAAUGCUGAUAUCACUUCUUUAAUCACUGAGUCGAGGAAUUUGUUCGAGACUUUAAUGUCGUUGCAAAUUCAAGCUUCUGGAGGCGAAUCUGAGAGCAAGGAACACAGAGUUUCUGAGUUAGCUAAUGAUGUUUUGUCCAAAGUGCCCGACGUCAUUGAUUAUGAAAGAACUGACAAGCUUACUGGUUUACAUAAGACUCCUUUAGAUGUUGUUUUGCUUCAGGAGAUACAAAGAUACAACAAACUAUUGAUCAAAAUAAAAACUUCUUUGGAGGAGCUUGGGAAGGCAAUAGAAGGCUUCGUGGUUAUGUCCAGUGAGUUGGAGGACAUUUUCAAUUGUAUUUAUGAAGCUAGAGUUCCAGGAGAGUGGCUCAAAGCUUACCCUUCGUUGAAACUACUUGGUUCUUGGACCAGAGAUUUGAUGGCAAGAGUGGAUCACUUCGGCACCUGGGCUGCCACUGUCAAACCACCAUUGUUCUUCUGGCUCAGCGCUUACACGUUCCCUACAGGGUACCUUACAGCUGUCCUCCAAACAACAGCACGUGCAACACAGGUACCAAUCGACACCUUAAGUUGGGAGUUUGAUGUGUUGACAGUGGACGAGAACACAAUACAAACCACCCCUGAAACCGGAGUGUACGUCAAAGGGUUGUAUUUAGAAGGUGGAGGAUGGGACAAGAAAAUGGCGUGUUUGAUUGAGCCUCAACCCAUGCAACUGGUUGUGCCAAUGCCUUUGAUAAAUUUCAAACCCAUGGAGGUGCUCAAGAAGAAGACUAAAGGGUUGUAUCAAUGUCCAACUUAUUAUUUCCCAAUAAGAACAGGAGUACAAAACAGGCCGGCGUUUGUUGUGGCGGUUGAUUUGAAAAGUGGAGGAGAAUCUGCAGACUUUUGGACCAAAAGGGGCACUGCUUUACUUCUAAGUUUGGCAAAUUAAUAUAUGUAUAGAUUUAUAAUAUUGUUUGUAGUAUACUAUAUGAUAAUAUAUAUCUUAUUUUCUGUUUAUUUGAA
Messenger RNA from Aethina tumida (small hive beetle), 13505 nucleotides. It is a transcript of the gene kl-2, whose product is annotated as dynein axonemal heavy chain 2-like. The transcript has 41 exons. The record is from RefSeq and is a predicted model, not a curated record. Lineage: Eukaryota; Metazoa; Arthropoda; Insecta; Coleoptera; Nitidulidae. Gene Ontology annotation, molecular function: dynein light intermediate chain binding; minus-end-directed microtubule motor activity; ATP binding. Gene Ontology annotation, biological process: microtubule-based movement. The annotation marks the transcript as partial. Gene Ontology annotation, cellular component: dynein complex.